Molecule: messenger RNA, 6922 nt
Organism: Bacillus rossius redtenbacheri
Lineage: Eukaryota; Metazoa; Arthropoda; Insecta; Phasmatodea; Bacillidae
Exons: 5
Coding region: 3414-5747 (777 amino acids)
Source: RefSeq, a predicted model, not a curated record
CAAAAUUCUCGUACAAAAGCGUACGAGAUCCAACUUUACCUCGUACAACGUACACAGGUUCUAAAUUCUCGUACAAAUACGAGAAUUCUCGUACGUCUGGCAACACUGCGCAGGAGUCCGUGCGGAGAGGGGAUGGCCCUUCCUGAAGGCGCAGGAGGGGAAGUUGUUGGACGAUAACGCGCGCUUAUCUGCGCGAGGUUCCAAACUGACGUCCUGGUAAUUUAAUAUAGCCGUUGUCAUUCAGAGCGCCAGUAGAAGCUGUUGGGUCGAUUUAUUCUGUUAAUAUUUCCUUCCCGGGAUUUGUAAAUUUAUUUGCCUUUAGCGUGCGGUAAAACGUGUUGUUUUAAAACGUCACAAAAAUGGAAGAGAAACGAGACAAGAGAAUUGGCAAGUCGGGACAUUUAUGGUUAAGUGCUCGACGAAAGAAAAGAAAAGCAACGGCGGCGAUCGCAUACCAGCAAGAAAGGAAAAAGAAAAGACUUCAAGAACACUCGAAAAUUCCAGAGGAGAAUACUUCGACAGUAAUCAAUAAGGGAAACGAGGAAUGGUCGGCACCUUCUACAAGUCGUAGUGAAAGCGGAAUUCUCAAUUUGAUAACUGGAACAAAAAUCUUGCAGUACGAAGAGAAUCAUCAUAACAGUCAAGAUGUAGAUCUGCAGGAAGUACUUUCUGAAAAGCCCGUGACACAAACAAUAGUUCGAGACAACCUGAAUUCCAAAUCAUAUACUUGUCUACAGCCAGUUUCGAUACUACACGAGUCUGGAUGCACAUCCUGGGAAAGACAUGAAGAUGUUGCGGAAUUACAAUGCCCAGCUAGUGUCCCAACAUGUGGUGUCUCCGAAGCACCUCAGAAUACACAAGAGUGCUCUGGUAUGUCGGCGUGCCAUGUAGAGCAGUGCGGGGGUUUGCAUAGCAGUUCAGAAGAUCUUGAAAAGGAGACGCCUGUAUCCACAGUGAUCAUUACCAACAAAGCACAUGUCAACAAUGAUAAUGAAAAAUCACUCGAAGGAAAUCGUAUAGUGGACAUUUCAUUUAUCUUAACCUCUUUUAGCCUGAAAUAUGCAAAUGUGCAAGGAAAAAAUAUUUUUGUAGAAAAAUGACCUUAAAUAUGUAUUCAAAGACACAGGAAACUAUGACAUAUUUUAUUUCGUUGUUGUAAAAAAUUUAUUAGGUUUGUUGCAAAAAUGCAACAGUAGGCACUAAAGGAAAAUAAUAAUUAUUUUUAGAAUAAUACAUUUAAUUAUUUACUGUUUGUAGGCUUACAUUAUAAAAGUUAAAUAGCAUAAAAAAAUCUUACAAAUUCAAAGUGCUCAAACAAAUCACUUAUUUAAAGUUCUCACAAUGACAUGACCUGCACAACAACUUUAUUUUUUAGAAAUACACAUGUAAUUAAACUUUUUAUACGAUCAACAUGUUAUAAUUUUCAUACCUAAGGAAAACUAAAUAACAACAUAUAGAGAAAUGCCAAACAUGUAAAAAUUAAUAAAUAAUAAUUCCCCUGAUAAGACAAAUCUGCUGAUAAGGUUAUAUGAUCAUAUACCAACCAAUUUGAAAAUAGUAAGAAUAUGACAGGUUUUUCUACAUGUAGAUUUUCUGAGCAUUCAUAUGUGGAAUUUGACGAAGCAAUUCUUAUUCUUCUUCAAACACAAAUGAACACUACAUUUUGAGCACUUCACUGUAGUGAUACCAGUGCAGCCAGGAAGUUUGCAACGUUGCCUCGAAUCCACAAUAGCAGGCCAAUGUGCAAUACCAUCUCGCCGAACACUGAACUCAGGAAUUGGUUUUGCAGGUCCUCACAUUUUUUUCUCUCGUGCAUUUCAUCAACAUUGGUACUGGAGGGUCUUCCUCUUUUCUUUUCAGUGGGGUCUUUUCCCUGUGAACACGAUGCUGCAGAGUCAUCAGUCUUGAACUGCAAGAGGUCAGAAGUGAUUUUCUUUGGAAAGUUUUGCAAGUUGCAGUCUCUUCGGUAUAGCAACCAACUGUUCACCAAUGCUACAUCUACGAAAUGGAAAAUCAGUUUUUGGUAAUACUUCUUAGAUCGUAUGUUGAUUCUGUAAUAUGACACUAAACCAUCCAGCAGAUAUACACCCCCCAUGAACUUAUUGUAGGUCAAAACAGCCCUAGGGCAUGAAAUUUCAACUUUGCUUUUAGAUUUUUGUCAUAUCGCUUCACAGUGGAUGUUUGUUGGGCUCUAUCGAACGUAGUAGCUAGUGAAACACCUCUGUUGUCAAACCACUUUACGACCCGAACUUCUACUCCAUCACCAUCCGUUGCUGUUUCUAUCAUUGAGCCUUUCCCAGUUUUCUUCAUCUCCGCAUCAGUUGGUAAAUCUAGCCCAGGAAAUAUGUUGGUUCUUAUGGUGCCUAGGGCACAUAUUCGCAUUCCAGCUAAUACAGUGAAUAACUUCAAUGAAGAAAACCAGUUGUCAAAAAAAGCAAAAAGUUCUGGUGCUUUGGAAUGCUCUCGACUAAUCUCAGUACAAUAUUUGAACUGGCCCCAAUAUCAGGCAAUCCAGGAACAGGUUCAAUAUUUCCACAAUAGAUUUCAAAAUCACGAACUAAGCCUUUUGUGUCACAAAGAGUAAAAAUUUUGUAACCCCACUUGUGGUUUUUUUCCGGGUUGUAUUGUUUCAGUCUUGACAUUCCCUCGAAUGGGACAAUUUGUUCAUACACACAAUGAUCCUGUUCUUUGGGAACAGACUGAAAUUUUACCACCAUUUUUCCUUUGCCUUUUAUUUCUGCUCUCCUCAUUGUAAACCUGCAAUCCAUGGAUACAAUUGUACAGUUAUCAUAAAUCAACAAAAGUGUAUAAAAAACAUUUUGAAAAUCAUUUACAUACACUGUAGAAAAAAAGGUUAGUGUGUGAAAAUAUAAUAAACUUGCAUUGUAUCAAUAAUUAUGUAUGUAAUAUUGUAUAAACAAUAUAAUUAGACUCAAAUAAUCUUUACAAAUCAUUAUAGAAUGCAAAAGAAAAAAAUUCAGAAAGACCUAUUGUUAUCUCAAAAAUUUCUAUUAGUGCCUAUUGUUGCAAAUUCGCAACAAACUGAAAUGUACAUAUAAAUAUUACUAGAAUUAUAUCAAGGUUCAUGUCAAUGCAUGCAUAAUCAAAAAUAAGCCUAACAAAGAUAUUCUAUAAUUUUUAGUAAAUAGUUUACCUUUAGGAUGGAUGUUAUAAUGUAUACAUUCGAGCUUCACCAUUGAUGCACUGCAAUCACGUGAUUAGUGAAAAGAAUAAAGCUUUCUUUUGUUUUUAUUUCACUAAAAUAAAAAUAAAUCCAUAGAUAAAUAAAUGCCAACAUUUAAACAAACUAAAAAUACCAGGAAUGUAGCAGCACAUAGAGAAAACAAUAUUUAAAAAAAUAAAAAAGGGUAUGUUGCAAAAAUGCAACACCAGGCUAAAAGAGGUUAAGGAAGAUGACCGAACUUGGAAACCACAAUCCUGAUUUUGGAUGUUCGUUGAAUAACUUAAAAUGCGUAAAUGAAAUUCGUCAUGGUCUUUGGUCUGUUAUCGUUUUAGAAUGCAACAUGUGUAACGGAAAAUUUUCUAUUCAGACUCAAGAUCCUGAUACUUCAUCAUCACAUAUGGACAUAAAUUCUAGAGCUGUUGCUGGAAUUAUGAGUGUGGGAGGUGGCUUUUCGCAUCUGCAAGAAAUAUGUGCUAGCAUAGGAAUGCCGAGCAUGUAUUCGAAAACAUACUCAGUAAUACACGAUAAAAUUUGCGAUGGCUGGGAAAAGGCAGCCAUAAAAGAAAUGCAGGAUGCAGCAAAGGAAGAAGCAGAGCUAGCAGUAGAAAGAGGCGAUGUGGAUGAAAAUGGUACUCCCCUUUUAACUGUUGCAGUUGAUGGUUGUUGGUCGAAGAGAUCCUACAGAACCCAUUAUAAUGCACCCUCUGGAGUAGCAGCAAUAGUGGGAUUCUACACGAAAAAGGUUUUGUUCAUGUCAGUACGGAACAAGUUUUGUUACGUAUGUGCACGAAGUACAAGUGGAGAGGACAUUCCCAAGCAUGCCUGCUACAAAAUUUGGUCGGGAAGCUCCACUAGUAUGGAAGCAAAUAUUAUACUAGAAGGAUUUCAACAGAGUGAGGCGCUCUACAACGUGAAGUACAGUAAAAUGAUUGCUGAUGGUGACAGUAGCUGUUAUAAAAAGAUAUUGGAGGCACGACCAUAUGCAAAUCUAACUGUUGAAAAAAUAGAGUGCCGAAAUCAUCUUCUACGAAAUUAUUGUACCAAACUGAGGAACUUGUCAGAACAGCACAGGAUUGGUUCUUCAUCGCAAAGGAAAUUAUUACUUCAAAAAAUUUUGAAACUACGAAGGGCAGUGACCGAAGCUGUGAAACAUCGCAAGUCGGAAGAAAUGUCACUCCGUGAAAAAAUAGCUCUCCUUCAAGCCGACAUUUUGAAUGGACCAAGCCAUGUCUUUGGUGAUCAUAGUAAGUGUUGUCAGUAUUUUUGUUCGGGUCCUAAGGAAGGUGAGAAAAAUAUUGUGCCUGAACUGAAAAUGAGUGAGUUGUACGAACACAUUAUGAAAGCUGUUAAGUAUUUAGCAUAUAAUUCAAGGAGCUUAAUUCAUGAUGUCGAUAGCAAUGUUGUCGAACAGUUCAACUCGAUAAUAGCCAAAAUUGUUGGAGGCAAGAGAAUCAACUAUGCGCUAAAGAGAUCUUAUCAGGGAAGAUGCUCCGCUGCAGUUGUUUCUCACAACACCAAAAAGCCACAUUACGUACUACACAAAACAUUGUGUGACGGUUUCAGCCCAAACAAGUUUGUCAAGAAAUUGGAGCUGUCUCGGUUAAGGAAAAGAGAAGAAACAGGUUCCAAAGGAAAGCGUGUGAAAUGCGCUAUCAUUAUGAAAAGAAGCAAAUCUGAAAACCCCUCAGGUUUAGGAGAUGCUAACUAUGGUCCGAACUGUGAACGGCCAGAUAUGACCCCCGAUCUUUUUCAAGUAGAAAAAAAAAAUCUACUGAAGUCACUGGAAAAAACUGUUGAAGAACGCAGAGAAAUUGAGAGGGCAACACUUCUUCAAGCAGGUAGUGGUGAAUGGCUGGAACGGAGGCGCAAAAUGCUGACAGCUUCCAAAUUUGGUCGAAUUUGUCGCCGACGUGCUACUACAAGUUGCAAAGCCUUGGUUAAAAACAUCAUAUACUCAUCGAGUAUUUCAAGUGUUCCAGCUAUUGCAUAUGGAAAAAAGAACGAAUCGAUUGCUCUUGAGCAGCUUGAAAGGCAAGAGAAUUUAGUAAUCCAACAAUGUGGCCUUUUCAUAGAUGAACAACUUCCAUUCCUUGGAGCAACUCCAGAUGGCUUGAUUGGGGAGCAUGGUCUUGUAGAAAUCAAAUGCCCGUCGUCUGCAGCAGGUAUCGAUGUAGAUAAAGCAGUUUCAGAUGGUAAAUUAGGUUAUCUGAUGUGCAACGACCAAAACAAAGUUACACGCUUGAAAACAAAUCAUGACUAUUAUUAUCAAGUACAGGGACAGCUACACAUCACAAACAGAAAAUUUGCUCUUUUCGCCAUUUGGACAUCAAAAGAUAUUCCCAUUAAAGUUGUUACUGUACAAAAAGAUGAUCAAUUUUGGAAAGAAAAAAUGGAGAAACAGUUGACCAGGUUCUAUUUUGACUGCAUGGUUCCAGAACUGGUAGACCCUCGUUAUACCAGAAACAUGGAAAUCAGAGAUCCAGAGUAUAUUAGGCAUAUUCCAUGCAAAAAGAAAGGAAAAGUGUCUGCCUCGAAGAACUCAAAAGACAUAAUAAUGCAAUGAAUUUUAUAGUUUCCUGUUUCCUGUACUUCCCUUUCAUGCUCAGAUUUAUCUGAAACGAUCAUGAGUGAGCUGAUGGAUAAAUCAUUUGUUAUUUGUGUGUAUAAGAACAUAUGGUCAUGCUAUGAAAAAUUUGUCAUGUAUUUUAAUUAUUACCGUAUUUUGUAAUUCAUAUGUAAUAGCCAGUAGUCUUUUUAUAACAUUUCUUGCAUACAUUUAAUAGUCUUCUUGUUCUUGUUACUAGGGGGGCCGCGGUGGUGUAGGGGUCAGACAUCUUGCCUAACACCUAUGCGAUCUGGGUUAGAUCCUCGGCGGAUCCGGUCCGGGAUUUUCACAUGCGGGAAACGUGGUAUACGUUGCCGUUGGCCGGCGGGUUUUCUCGGUGUACUCCCGUUUCUCCCGCAUUUUCGCAUUCUGUCACUUCUCAAUUGUAGAGCAUCACUUCAUGUCAUCCUUCAGGGCUCGCGGAUAUCUACGGGAGCACACUAAGAAAUUCUCUGCUCCUGGGUCUGAUACCCUGCCCUCGGGUACCCUCCCCAUACGCCAUUUAAUUAUUAUGCAUUCUUGUUACUAUAAUUAAUUAGCAAUAAUCUAACUUUGUUUGUUGGAAAAAAUUGCUAAACAUCUGCUUAUGGAUUUGUACUUACCAGUGAAUAAGUGCUGUGAUUUACAAUGUUAUUUCUUUGAAAUUGUCUCCCAUAUGUGUUAUUAUUUAUAUGGUAUGCUCUUGUAGGCUGUGCUGAUCUAUAUACAUUUCAUCCUCAAGACAGUUCUCCAUUACACGAAAAGCAUGGAGAGAGCACAGAUACUGUACAGAGCGAUUUUCACAAAGCCGAGAGACCAAAAUAUAAUUUUGCCUGUUUGGUUCUCAUUGCAAACAAAUGCUUGUUUGUUGCUUUUUAUGUAUUAGUAUUUUGAUAUAAAAGAAACAUAUUCUCUAUGUUGAGGCUAUGGAGCACGCUACGGUCUUUGCAUAUAAAUUCCAUAGAAUUUGUAACUGUUAAAAAAACUGGGUAAUAAUGCUGAGAAUUAUUGACUAGAAUUAUAAUUUUUGAAUGUGUGUUUAUAGAAGUGCUUAUUCAUAUUUGUAUAAUGUAAAUAGUAGAAUUUUGUUAUGCAGGUUGUUAUAAACAUGUGUUUUUUUUAAAAUGUUUUAAUUACAUUAAACAUCUAUGCCA